This is a messenger RNA of Verticillium dahliae VdLs.17, 1158 nucleotides long. RefSeq lists its product as uncharacterized. Gene Ontology annotation, molecular function: protein binding. Bases 180 to 992 code for a protein of 270 amino acids. The transcript is spliced from 4 exons. The record is from RefSeq and is a predicted model, not a curated record. Gene Ontology annotation, biological process: proteasome-mediated ubiquitin-dependent protein catabolic process. Gene Ontology annotation, cellular component: cytoplasm; nucleus. NCBI's taxonomy places the organism in Eukaryota, Fungi, Ascomycota, Sordariomycetes, Glomerellales, Plectosphaerellaceae.
ACUCCCAUUUCGUCUUCACCUUCGCCUUCAUUCUUCGUGUCCCAGCCUGCUUUCGCCAUCGAACAGCCUGGGCCCAAAUGUUCCACCUCAAACCCCCCUAGCUGUCACUUCUUCGGCGUCAGAAUCUCCUCGAUCACGACUGCUCCUAGAACCAACUCAUCCUACCCACCUCCCACCGCAUGUCUGGACUGCCAGACCCCAACGAUCCCGUCUCCGUCGCUGUUUGGAACAGAGCAGCUGCCAGUCUCGUUCGCGAGACGCGCCUGAGAAUCAUGACUUCGUCAGCGUCAACAGCUACGCCAAUGAAGCACUCGUUUGAGGAGCGCGUCGAUGACGUGAAGUCGCCUAAGAGCGACAUCAAUUCACUCAUCUUCGAUUACCUGAUGAUGGAAGGCUACCCCAAUGCUGCAGCAAAGUUCAGCAAGGAGGCCAAUCUCCAGCCACAUCAGGCCGACGACACGAUCCAACUGCGUCAGCAGAUUCAGCACUCUAUCCAUAUCGGUAGCGUGCAGUCAGCAAUAGAGGCCUUGAAUGAUCUCGAUCCUGAGAUACUGGAUCGCGACCCUACCCUGCACUUCGCCUUGUUGCGUCUGCAGUUGGUCGAGCGCAUCCGCUCCUCGACCGCAUCGUCGGACGAAAUCGCUACGCUCGAGUUCGCCCAGACGCAUCUGGCCCCUCGCGCCGUGACUGAUCCUCGAUUUCUCAACGAUCUCGAAGAGACCAUGGCCUUGCUAGUGGUGCCGCGUAGUAGCCUGGAGCCCCAGCAAGCCGCCAUUCUUCACCCUGAUCUGAGGAGGGAAGUCGCGGACAACGUCAACAAGGCUGUCCUUCAGCGCAUGUCCGAGCGCCGAGAAGCGGCCAUUCGCGAGCUCGUGAGGAUGAGAGCCUGGGCUGAGCAGACAGCCCGUGCCAGCAAGAAGUCCCUUCCUGAGAGGUUGGACAUCGGCCUUGAUCGCCCUGAUGAGGGACACGAGUCCAUGCUCAUCACCUAGAGAGUAAAACUUUGCAUGCUAGGGUUAUCCCAUACUGCGGGAAUCGACGUUGCCAGCCCCAAGUGAUUGGGCAAACGUAGCUUCAUGAGGACUUCGGAAUGGAGCGGAUUAGACUUGACAGAGCACGAUAUUUUCGGCACUUCAUCAAUGAUACCAGAUCAACUAC